Molecule: messenger RNA, 1920 nt
Organism: Cadophora gregata
Lineage: Eukaryota; Fungi; Ascomycota; Leotiomycetes; Helotiales; Ploettnerulaceae
Exons: 1
Coding region: 1-1920 (639 amino acids)
Source: RefSeq, a predicted model, not a curated record
AUGAUUGGUUCUGCUGCCGAAGGCUUGCAGCAAGCCGCAGACAUCUCGUCCUCCAGUUCUGAACGCAAUCAUCAAGGAUCCUCCAGCAAGAGCACAUAUUUGAUCUUUGUAAAGCACAAUUUCGAUAUGAAUUCCCUGCCGACAAUGCUUCCACCCCCGUUCUACACGUCUCUCGUAGGACCUGACGACAUACGACUCAUCUGCCUCCAUCCUGGUGACACGGCCAGUCUUGUUUGCGAUCUCAGAAUCAUUUCUCUAUCGGACAGCACGAGUUAUGAAGCACUAUCCUACACAUGGGGCCUCGAUGACCCAAUACUUGACAAGCAGUCCUUCUCUAUUACUUUAUCUGACAGGAAGUUCUCCGUCGCCGCCAACCUCUACUUUGCACUCAAACGACUACGAGAAGAGAAGCCUCGAAUGCUUUGGAUUGAUGCGAUAUGUAUCAGCCAGGACGAUCUUUUAGAGCGAGCUCAACAAGUUCGAAUCAUGAGCAAGAUUUACUCCUCAGCAAGCAGAGUGUUAAUCUGGCUCGGAGAAGAAGAACCUACCGACAGGCUUGCAUUUGACAAUUUGCGAAAAUGGAACGAACGUCUCAAGUCUCCUGAGAUUGCAGCAGAUCUGUCUGCUCAUAUCUGGAGGAACGAAAGAGCAGAACUUGAUUCCCCUGCGUGGCCUGCGGUUGGUUCCGUGCUAUCUCGACGUUGGUUCCGACGUAUUUGGGUUAUCCAAGAAGCGGCGAUGGCCAAAGCAGCUGUUGUGAUCUGCGGACCUCAGAUUGUGCAUUGGGAAGUCUUGGAAACUGUUCUUCAUCACUUCAACAGGAACAGUAUGCAAGGACUCUACUUUUUGAAUUCUCGUGGAGAAGCGACAGCUAUUGGAGGGACGACAGUCACCAGAAUACGCUCUUUCAAAGAGGGCAUCAGAUCUGGCGAGAGACUAUCGCUUCUGCAUUUGCUCCUCUAUACCACUAACUUAGAAUGUACUGACCCUCGAGAUAUUGUAUAUGGAUUACUGUCCAUGGCGCCAGAAUCUCUCGCAAUACCGGUCGAUUACACAAUUCCGGUUCAAGACCUUUUCGCGCACAUCAACAGAGAAAUGGUUGAUAGUGAUAAUGAAUUCAGCUUGCUGUCUUUCUUCGAUGCACCUUCGUUGGAAAAUCCGAUAUUGGCUACACCUUGGGCACCGAAUUGGCAAGCCAGAGACAAUGAGCGGGCCGGAUUCUCCGAAUUUCCCAACAGAUUCGCCGCAAUGACUCUUGACACGCAGCGGCCCAGCUUUUCAAGGGACGGCUCCAAGCUGAAAACUCUUGGUGUUAUUUUCGAUGAGGCCCACACCAUUGGAACCACAUGCUGUGCUUCUUACUUGGACAAGGAUGGCACUCAGUUGCAUUUCUCACACGAAAUGAUGGCUUUCGUUGACACCUGUGGGAGAGUUGCCGCAGGAUCUACAGCAUCAUACGAUCCUCCUCAAACGCUCGAAGAAGCCAUUUGGAGGACGAUGAUCUGCAAUACCACAAUAGAUAGCGAGACGGUCCCCAGCUCGUAUGCACAGAAGUUCAACACCUUCAAGUUCUUCAUGCGCGCUGCCCAAUAUCCUGCUUUGAUGGCAAUAAUUCCUGCUGAUCAGCGCGAAGUGAGAUAUCGCGAGGCAAACGAGUUUCAAAUAGUGCUGGAUAGAUGGAUCCAUGGUCGAGUGUUUUGUAGAACGAAGAAUGGAUAUCUGGGAAUGCUUCCUGUUGGGUCCAGACCCGGGGAUGAGAUUUGUGGGAUUUUACGGGCAAAGACGCCGUAUGUGAUACGGAAGAAGUCGAACGGUUGCUAUCAGCUCAUUGGGGAAUGCUAUAUUCACGGAAUGAUGAAUGGGGAGCUGUUUCGUUUGCCCAAUCUCAGGGCGAGGGUUCAAGAUGUUAUUCUGGGCUAG